This is a messenger RNA of Sabethes cyaneus, 402 nucleotides long. Its product is annotated as cuticle protein 16.5-like. The transcript has 2 exons. The record is from RefSeq and is a predicted model, not a curated record. Bases 1 to 402 code for a protein of 133 amino acids. NCBI's taxonomy places the organism in Eukaryota, Metazoa, Arthropoda, Insecta, Diptera, Culicidae.
AUGUUUGCCAAAUUGCUGCUCCUUGCUACUCUGGCCGUCGCUAGCGUUAGCGCCAAGCCAGGACUGCUCGCUGCCGCUCCUGCCGUUGCCUACUCCGCUCCAUUGGUGGCUGCUGCUGCUGCCCCGGCCGUUGCCUACACAGCCGGAUACGCCAACGUUGGAGACUCCGCCGUGGUCAGUUCCUACAACUCCCAGGUCAUCAAUCCAGCCUAUGCAGCGUACACUGCUCCGUUUGCUUAUGCUGCUGCUCCUGCUGCCUACACGGCUCCUUUGGCAUACGCCGCCCGGGCUGCUCCAUUCGCAGCUCCACUGGCAGCUGCUCCAUUUGCUGCUCCAUUUGCUGCUCCACUGACAGCGCCGCUGGCGUACUCUGCUCCUCUGGCUGCCAAAGUAGUUUUAUAA